This is a messenger RNA of Spodoptera frugiperda (fall armyworm), 1127 nucleotides long. RefSeq names its product ribose-5-phosphate isomerase (gene Rpi). The record is from RefSeq and is a predicted model, not a curated record. Bases 135 to 932 code for a protein of 265 amino acids. Gene Ontology annotation, cellular component: intracellular membrane-bounded organelle. The transcript has a single exon. Gene Ontology annotation, molecular function: ribose-5-phosphate isomerase activity. Lineage: Eukaryota; Metazoa; Arthropoda; Insecta; Lepidoptera; Noctuidae. Gene Ontology annotation, biological process: pentose-phosphate shunt, non-oxidative branch; D-ribose metabolic process.
GUGAGAAAGAGAAAACGAAACGAAUUCUCAAUCAAAUCUGCAAGGCAAGCCGUUGUCGCACGUGUUGUAACACCGCGGUAUACGUAGUUACGAUAAUACAUUUUAUUACAUUAAUCUAAGAAUAACACUGAUGCAUGUUGCUUAAAGUCUGUGCAACUACGAUAUUGAAACACAGUGGUGCAGUCAGAAAGUAUAGCCAGUGUAGUAGAAACGCUAAAAUGUCUUUAGAAGAAGCGAAACAAUUCGCCGCACACCGGGCAGUUGAUGAGUAUGUAAAGAAAGAUUGUAUUUUUGGUGUCGGUAGCGGAUCUACAGUCGUUUAUGCGGUCCAACGACUUGCUGAACGUGUAGAGACUGAGAAGUUGAAGGUGACCUGCAUUCCCACAUCGUUUCAAGCUAAACAGCUGAUUAUCAAACAUAAGCUUACAUUGGGCGAGUUGGAGACGCAUCCGGUGAUUGAUGUCACUAUCGAUGGAGCCGACGAAGUAGACGCCGAUAUGACGCUGAUCAAGGGUGGUGGUGGUUGCUUAUUACAAGAGAAGAUAGUAGCCUCUUGCUCUAAGAAACUCAUCGUUAUAGCAGACUACACUAAAGAUUCUGUGAAAUUAGGAGAUAGAUACAAAAAGGGUAUACCGAUAGAAGUUGUGCCAAUGGCAUAUGUUCCUAUUCAAAAUAAGAUACAGGCUCUGUAUGGUGGAGAAGUAAAGUUACGCAAAGCUGUUGCUAAGGCUGGACCGGUAGUGACUGACAAUGGUAACUUCAUCCUUGACUGGAUAUUCACCAACCAGGACUUGAGAUGGGACAAAGUCAAUAGCAUUAUAAAAAUGAUCCCUGGUGUGGUUGAAACAGGAUUGUUUGUAAACAUGUGUGAGAAAGCUUACUUUGGCCAGCCUGAAGGCAGUGUCAUAGAGCGGUUUGGUAUACAUCCUUAAAGAUCCAAAAUACUAAUAUGUCAUAAGCUCAGCUUUUCUUUUAUGAAUGUACUUUGUAAUAGUUUUAAGUUUAAUAUCUUUAUCAAUGCUUUUAAAACUAAAACUUAUAUUCUUUAAAAGUAAUGUGGGAUAGAAAUUUUUGCCUUUUAUACAAGAAAUUAAUAUCUACUCUGGCAUAAAUGACUAGAGAUUUGA